AUCUUCUUCCUCCUCCUUCCCCCAAACCGCAACAUCAGCAAACCCUUCUCAAAACUGAACUCCCACGAACCACCGCGCCGCGCUCCAAUUCCCGCACGCCGCGCCAUGCUCACCGCCAGCUCGUGAUCCCUGGCCCCUAAAUUCGCACGCCGAGUUCGCCAUGGCGGCGUCGGAGAGGGAGGCCGCCCUCCUCGCCCGCGUGGCCGCGAACCACCUCUUCCUCGCGCAGUUCGAGCCCCUGCGCGCGGCUCUACUCAGCCUCCGCCGCCGCGCCGACCCCGAUCUCGCCGCUGAUUUCCUCCGCGCGGUCGUCGCCUCCGGGGGGCGCGUCCCCGGCGUGCUCUGGUCGGCGCCCCCCGCCUGCCCCUCCCCCUCCCACCUCGCCUGGCUCGCCGCGCUCGAGCUCGCUGCCCUCCCCUCCACCCCCAACCCCGAGGCGCUCCGCAUCAAGGCUGAGUUUCUCCUUCUUCUCCAGACCGUCUACGAUGACCCCGCCACCGGCGACGAGGCCCGGGGGACGCUCGCUAGGCUGCUGGAUUUGGGGGUGGCGAGGCUGAAGCGCGAGGUUGAGAGCUGCAGGGAAGCGACGGUCAGUGUGGAGGAGGUCCCGCUCUCCGAGGAGGUCCCUCUCUCCGAGGAGGAUCUGAGGGGGCUGUGGGGAGUGAUCCUCGAUAAUGCCGAGCUGUUUGAUGCGCUGUGUGCGGGCGUUUCCAAGCAGAUUGGAUUGGACGGGGGUUCCGGGGCAAAUGUGCUUACGUGGCUUCGACGUAGCUUGCAGCUCGCUCACUUGGACGCCAUGAAGGCGCUUGUCGUGGCUGGUGAUUUUGAAAGUGCUACAGGGCAUCUCCGUUUCCUUUGCUUGGAGAAUGGCGUAGAUGAGGACAGUUAUAAGGUUGUCGUAGGAGAUCUUGUCAAAAAGGGCUGGGAGAAAGCAUCAAAUUAUUGUGGAACAUGGUUUGAAUCACGUAAUAGAAUUAUUAAAGUUUAUGGAGCAGCUCUUCAAUCUAGCAGUCCCCAGCUUGUUCAACUAGUUCAGACUGUCCUGGAUGACAUUCUUUCUGAAGAAUUUGAAGAUCACAGUGUCUCUGAUGCUCAUUGGAUGCCUGUUCCUUUCAAAAAGUUUCUGGAAACAUUGUGGUUGGAUAGGGAUGCUGAUUCAGAUGACAGGACCAUCUUGACUGAAGCUAUCAUAUCCUGCAAGAAAGAUUUGUACCAUUAUUCCCGACUCUCUGGAAAACAUGUCCUCGAAGUUGUUAUGGAAACUGCUCUAUCAUUAAUCAAGAGAGAACAACUUCAAGAAGCUGUUAAUGUUGUUUCUUUAUUUCCCCUUCUGCAGCCAUUGGUUGCUGUUUUGGGUUGGGAUAUCCUGAAGGGUAAGACAGCACUGCGGAGAAAGCUAAUGCAGUUGUUCUGGACAAGCAAAUCCCAAGCUCUACGACUAGAAGAAUAUUCACAUUAUCGGAUGCAGACAGAUGAGACAUCAUGCGAGGAGUACUUGUGUGAUCUUUUAUGCUUUCAUCUGGAUCUAGCAUGUUUCGUUUCCAGUGUGAAUUCUGGGCACCCCUGGAAUUUGAGGAAUUCAUUGUUGUUCUCCCAACAAGAGCAAGAUUCAGUUGUUAAUGCAGAAAUAUUAGAUCCUUUUGUUGAGAACAUGAUACUUGAGCGGUUAGCUGUUCAGACUCCCAUGAGAGUGCUGUUUGAUGUAGUCCCAGGAAUAAAGUUUCAAGAUGCAAUUGAGCUUGUUGGUAUGCAACCACUCUCUUCGGCAACUGCAGCUUCGAAGAGGAUGCAUGACAUUGAGCUGAUGCACAUGCGAUAUGCUCUUCAGUCAGUUGCCCUUGCUUUAGGAGAGAUGGAAAAGUGUGGUGAUGGGAAUGAGCACCAUUAUCACAUAGCUCUGUCAUAUUUGAAGGAGAUGCAAAAUUUUAUGGAUGCUAUCAAAAGCAUUCCACGAAAGAUUUUCAUGGGCAGCAUUGUACUAUCAUUAUUACAUAUGGACGACAGUAUCAAGUUGCCGCAAGCUGUCCAUUCAGACUGUGAUAGUAAUACUGAACCUGAAGGGAAGAACAUGGUGAUAUCUUUUGUUGGGCUUCUACUUGACAUACUUCGUCAAAAUGUCCUAUUAAAAGGCCCUGAUAUGGAUCAGCUGUCAAGUACUGGUCUGUCACCUGCUGGCAGGCAAGCAUUAGAGUGGAGACUCAAACACGCUAGACAUUCCAUUGAAGACAUGGAUUGGCGUCUAUCUGUUCUACAACGCCUCCCACCUCUGUCUGGACGACAAUGGAGUUGGAAGGAGGCCUUAGUUGUUUUACGUGCUGCUCCUUCUAAAUUAUUGAACGUAUGCAUGCAAAGGGCAAAUUAUGGUAUAGGAGAGGAAGCUGUACAACGAUUUUCGUUGCCUGCCGAGGAUAAAGCUUCUCUUGAAUUAGCCGAGUGGGUAGCUGGUGCAUACAGAAGAGCAUUGGUCGAGGAUGCUGUAAAUCGUGCCACGGACAACACAAGUGUUGCACAUGAAUCAGAUAUUUUGUCAUUCCGUGCUCAGCUUGGUCCUCUAACUACAAUUCUGCUUUGCAUUGAUGUCGCUGCAACUUCUGCUAGGUCAGGGGAUAUGUGUCGAUUUCUUCUUGAUGAGGCCACAAGCUUGUUAUCUGAAAUAUUUCCUGGAAGCUCUCCAAAAAUAGGCCCGACCUAUUGGGAUCAGAUUCAAGAAGUUGCUAUCAUAUCAGUAGUCAAGCGCAUCCUUCAGCGCCUGAGUGGCAUCUUGGAUCUGGAAGGUCAUCCAUAUCUUCAAGUAGUUUUUACCGAAGUGAGUGCCUCUUUGUCAACUGAAUCUAGCAGAGUUGGACAAAAGCAACGUCCACUUGGACUCCUGCAUCAGAUGAUUGAUGAUGCCUUCAAAGGAAAGCGACAAUUCUUAAAUGGUAAGCUUCAUAAUGUUGCAAGAGCUAUUGUUGAUGAGGAUUCAGAUAAAACUUACUCGAAAGAAGGUAUAAAGUUUGAAAAGAAAGAUGUUCUGAUGUCUGAAAAAGGUGUAGUCCUUGGUCAUGGACUAAGAAUCCUGAAACAAGCGUCAAGGACUGACCCAACAGCUUCAAGUGUUCACGAAAGCAGUCCAGAACACAAAGGUUCCACAAAUAGAUACUUGGGUCCUGUAUCUACCAAGCCAUCGACAUAUUUAUCAAACUUCAUAAUAUAUGUCGCAACCAUUGGUGACAUAGUUGAUGGAGCUGACACUACUCAUGAUUUCAACUACUUCUCAUUGGUGUACGAACGGCCAAAAGAUCUUUUAACUCGUUUAGUUUUUGAGCAUGGAAGCACUGACGCAGCUGCGAAAGUAGCUGACACCAUGGGCGUCGAUUUUGUGCACGAGAUAAUAUCAGCUUGUGUACCACCAGUUCUUCCUCCACGAACAGGACAAGGAUGGGCAUGCAUUCCCAUUUUAACCACCCUUUCAAAUACUACUUCGGGAAAUAGAUCAUCAGUUCCACAUGAUUCAUCAUUGUCUUCUCGUCAGGACCCCCUCUACCCUCUCCAGCUAAAUUUAGUGAAGCAUUUGGCCCAGUUAUCAUCAGUACGAGCAGUUUUGGCAUGUGUUUUUGGAAGCAGCAUCCUAUCUAGUGACAAUGAAUCAUGUCCUACUUACGUGAAAGAUGCAAUGCAAGCAACUGAAGUUGAGAGGUCAUUCUAUGAAUUUGCUCUUGAGCAAUCAGAGAGAUAUCCAACCUUGAACCGGUGGAUACAGAUGCAGUCUAAUCUUCAUCGGGUGUCUGAGUCUGCCGUGACAGUUAAAACUGAAAAUGAAGUUGCAGUGCAUCAAUCCAAAGGAAAAUUUUCUAUCAAGCGAGCUCGUGAACCUGACAGCGAUGCUGAAUCAGAGCUUGAAGAUGUUGCCAUAAAUGGCAAUGCCGCUUCAAGUACACUAGAAUCUCCUGAACAUGAUGCUAAACUAGAGCCAACAGCUUUUAUUUCAUUUGACUGGGAGAAUGAAGGACCAUAUGAGAAAGCUGUUGAGAGGCUAAUUAAUGAAGGAAAACUAACUGAUGCUCUUGCUGUCUCUGACCGCUGUUUGCGCAAUGGAGCUUCUGAUAAAUUGCUUCAAUUGCUGAUUGAUCAAAGUGAAGAAGUAAGUCUAGGCACAGGACAAUUCCGCUCAUAUGGAUCCCGUAAUUUGGGGAAUAAUACUUGGCAGUACUGCUUGAGACUGAGGGACAAAAGCCUUGCAGCUCGGCUUGCUCUGAAGUACCUUCACAGUUGGGACCUUGAUGCUGCAACUAAUGUUCUAACAAUGUGCAUCUGUCACUUGCCUGAGAAUGAUCCUGUACGGAGUAAGGUGCUACAGAUGAAGCAAUCUCUACAGCGGUAUGGUCAUAUUAUGAAUGCUGAUGACCGUUACACCAGAUGGCAAGAGGUCGAAAUCCAUUGCGAAGAUGAUCCAGAGGGCUUAGCACUUAGACUUGCUGCCAAAGGAGCUGUAUCUGCUGCUCUACAAGUCGCUGAAAGUGCCUCUCUGUCAAUUGAUUUGCGGAGGGAACUGCAAGGCCGCCAGCUUGUCAAACUUCUUACCACCGAUCCACUUAGUGGUGGAGGCCCAGCCGCAGCAUCACGGUUUCUGUCAACCUUACGAGAUUCGAAUGACGCUCUUCCUGUUGCCAUUGGCGCCAUGAAGUUAUUACCUGACUUGCGUUCGAAGCAGCUUCUUGUGCAUUUUUUUCUCAAACGCACAGUUGGGAAUUUAUCAGAUGCUGAGAUUGCUCGACUUAAUUCAUGGGCCUUAGGUCUUCGUGUUCUCUCCUUAUUGCCAUUGCCAUCACAACAGCGUUGCUCUUCUCUGCAUGAACAUCCUCAUUUAAUUGUGGAAGUACUAUUAAUGAUGAAGCAACUCGAGUCUGCUUCUUCGGUUUUGAAAGAAUUUCCAUCCUUGAGGGAUGACAAGUUAAUUAUUGCUUAUGCUAAGAAAGCAAUCUCCGUCAAUGUUGACUCUACUACUAGGGAACCUCGACUGACCAUCUCUGCGUCACGAGCAAAGCAAAAAAAGGUUGCUGCACCAGCUAAAACAAAUUUUGUGCAGAGUUUUGGCAACUUUCAGAGAGAGGCACGCAAAGCAUUCUCAUGGGUGCCCCGCGAUGGUGGUGCCAAAACACCCCCAAAAGAUAUUCCCCGGAAAAGAAAGAGUUCAGGUUCAGGGGGUGAUAGAUCCUCUUGGGAAGCGAUGCCUGUUGUACAAGAGGAGCAGACACCUACAUACCCGUCUGAAGGACAAGAUAGACUUCCUUUUGUUUCUGCUCCUGAGGAGUGGGUACUUACUGGAGAUCCUGACAGGGAUAACACGACCCGUGCAUGCCAUAGAUAUGAAUCUUCUCCAGAUAUCACACUAUUCAAGGCAUUGCUUUCACUGUGCACCGAUGAGUUGGUAGCUGGAAAAGGUGCACUUGAAUUAUGUAUGAGUCAGAUGAAGGUUGUAUUAAGCUCCCUGCAAUUGCCUUUGAAUGCAUCUAUGGACAACGUAGCCCGGGCUUAUCACGCGACAGAAACUUAUGUGCAGGCAAUAUCUUAUGCAAAAAAUCGUAUAAAAAGGCUCAUGGGGAGUAGUUAUUUGUCAAGUGGCUCUGAAAGAAGUAGAGAUGCUGAUGAUAUAUCUGUGGACGCUGGCAGUUCAAGCACUGGGAGCCAACAUCAAGAUGAGCUGUUUGAUCUUCUUGCUCAAGCAGAUAUGUGGCUAGGGCGUGCCGAGCUUCUUCAGAGCCUGCUGGGAUCAGGUAUUAUUGCAUCACUUGAUGAUAUCGCUGACAAAGAAUCUUCAACUAGUCUGCGUGAUAGGCUGGUCAGCGAUGAGCGAUACAGCAUGGCUGUAUAUACUUCUAAGAAGUGCAAGAUUGAUCCUUUUCCAGUGUGGGUUGCAUGGGGGCAUGCUCUAGUCCGAAUGGAGCACUACGCUCAAGCCCGCGUGAAAUUUAAGCAAGCUCUUCAACAGUUCAAAGGCGAUGCACCUCCUGUUGUCCUCGAUAUCAUUAACACAAUUGAAGGAGGUCCUCCUGUUGAUGUUUCUUCUGUCCGCUCUAUGUAUGAACAUUUAGCAAAAAGUGCAGCAACCAUCUUUGAUGAUUCCCUUUCUGCCGAUUCUUAUCUUAAUGUUUUAUAUAUGCCAUCCACAUUCCCACGAUCUGAGAGGUCCAGGCAAUCCAGAGAUUCUCUAGAUAGCCAAAUUUCAUCUGCUAGCUCGUAUCUUGAAGAUGGACCUCGCAGCAAUCUUGAUAGCAUUCGCUAUGCAGAGUGUAUUCAUUACUUGCAAGAAUAUGCUCGCCCACAAAUGCUUGCUUUCAUGUUCAGGCAUGGUCAUUAUGCGGAAGCAUGCUCUCUAUUUUUCCCAUCCAAUGAGCCAACCGUAGAAGGGGAAGCAUCUUUGUCUUCAGUUCCACGAAGUGAUCCUUUAACAACUGAUUAUGGAACAAUUGAUGACUUGUGUGAUCUAUGUCUUGGAUAUGGCGCUAUGCCGGUAUUGGAGGAUACAAUAUUGGCAGUAACUCAAUCACCGACUUAUAAUGACACAGCUGUGAUUCAGUACAUGAAUGCUGUUCUCACUCGCAUUUGUAACUAUUGUGAAACACAUCGGCACUUUAACUAUCUUUACAGCUUUCUGGCUCUAAAAGGUGACCAUGUUGCUUCUGGCCUUUGCUGUAUCCAGUUAUUCGUGAAUUCAAUGUCCCAGGAGGAAUCUCUGAAGCAUUUGGGACACGCCAAGACACAUUUUGAGGAAGCCUUAUCUGUACGAGAUAGAACAAUUGAGGCUACAAAAUUGGUAUCGCGGACUGCGCGCAAUAAGAGUGCAUCGGAGAAACUAACUAGAGAGAUGAUAAUGAAAUUUUCUACUAGGGUCUCCUAUCAGAUGGAUGUAGUGAAGGCCCUGAACAGUGUAGAUGGUCCUCAGUGGAAAACCUCCCUAUUUGGGAAUCCAACUGACCCUGAAACUCUGAGGCGAAGGUGCAUGGUUGUUGAAACUCUGGCUGAAAAACAUUUUGACUUGGCUUAUAGAAUGCUUCACGAGUUUGAUCUUCCAGUUGUUGGUAUCUAUGCCGGUGUAGCAGCAUCGCUUGCAGAGAGGAAAAAAGGUGGCCAAUUAACGGAGUUCUUGAAGAACAUAAGAGGAACCAUAGAAGAUGAUGAAUGGGAUCAGGUUCUGGGCGCUGCUAUAAAUGUCUAUGCUAACAAGCAUAAGGAAAGGCCAGAUCGACUUAUUGACAUGCUAAUCAGCAAUCACAGGAAAGUACUUGCCUGCGUUGUUUGUGGCCGUCUAAAAAGUGCAUUCCAAAUAGCCUCACGAAGUGGAAGUGUAGCUGAUGUUCAAUAUGUUGCCCAUCAGGCAUUACAUGCGAAUGCAUUGCCGGUUCUUGAUAUGUGCAAGCAAUGGCUGGCUCAGUACAUGUAACUCAAAAGUGUUCUGACCCAAUGGAUGCCGAGGAGAAUUUUGAUCAUAGCAAAGAAAACAAAGCGUUGACCUCACUGAACGUAAUUCUCCUCUGUGCCUAGCUGGGUUUGUGCGGAGAGCAAAAUCAGAACGAGAAGCAAAUUACGUCAAGGCGUACAGUUCUUGCUCGUAUCAGCGCGUGUACUGCAUGCGCAGGUGGAUGUGCUGUGUAUAUAUGUUCUUGUGAGUGGCUCUUGAUGCAUUCAUACAUGGGAGUGCAUGCAUGCUUGAUGUGAUGUAAAUUUUGUAGUUCCAUUGCCUCCAUCGAAGUAUGAUGGGCAAUUCUACAACUAGGGUUAGGCAAACCAGAAAGGGGCUAGUUCUUACUUUAGUGAAUGUUUCUUGUAAAAAGUUUUGGCUGAUCCUCUUUAUUUUUUGCGGGGCAAGUUUUGGCUGAACCUUAACCCCUGACCGUUUGGCUGCUUAUAUGCUCAGCAGUUCGAAGAAAUCUAGGUACAUGUUUGUAUAGCAAAAUAGUUACAUUUGAACCGUGCCUGCCAUCUGAAGCAGCAGCUGUGAAUUCAUGAUUUUUUUACCACAUGAGAAGAAAAAGAAAGUCUCAAUAUAUGGUGUAUCAGCUUGUAUUUA
Messenger RNA from Lolium perenne, 8050 nucleotides. RefSeq lists its product as uncharacterized. The record is from RefSeq and is a predicted model, not a curated record. Lineage: Eukaryota; Viridiplantae; Streptophyta; Magnoliopsida; Poales; Poaceae.